This is a messenger RNA of Petromyzon marinus (sea lamprey), 6694 nucleotides long. Its product is annotated as zinc finger and BTB domain-containing protein 39-like. Gene Ontology annotation, molecular function: protein binding; DNA-binding transcription factor activity, RNA polymerase II-specific; RNA polymerase II cis-regulatory region sequence-specific DNA binding. Gene Ontology annotation, biological process: regulation of transcription by RNA polymerase II. NCBI's taxonomy places the organism in Eukaryota, Metazoa, Chordata, Hyperoartia, Petromyzontiformes, Petromyzontidae. The record is from RefSeq and is a predicted model, not a curated record.
CAUUAUUGCCGCCACCAGGGCCCGAGUGGGGUUUUGUGUGGCGGGCCCGCGAUCAGUAACGAUCGCGACGCGGUUUAAACCUGCGGGAGAAUUCGUGAGACGGUGGGCGGUACAGUACAAUGAGAAAAUGCCGCCUGCCGGGGCUGGCGUGAGACAAUGAGUGUGAAUGUCCCAGUGGCCUCUUCUCCCACACGCCCCGCUCAAUGGAGGCGCCGUGCCGGAUGCGUGGUGGUUGGUUGGUGAGGUGGAGUGGGGAUAUCAGACGCGUGGCUUGCGGCUCCCGUGUGCCGGCCGUCACGCUUGUCGUCCUGUCCCGCACUUGUCUCGCCGUCGAGGACGAGGAGGGUUGAACGCCUCCCUGACGCCGCCGGUGGCGCCUGGGAUCGAGCCUGGCGAGUCCCAGUGGCUGUGUGAGGCCGCGUGGCCGCGAGGGGUAGCGGUCCCCACGCAGUAAAGGCGCUGCACGUAGAGUCUAGACACGCGGCACCCCGCUCUGCCGUCUUCCGACCGUGACGUUACGGGUUUUUUUUGGGGGUCCGGAGAGCUUCUUCGUUGGCUUUUUCCAAGCAAUGAUCUGUCCCCGACGGGCAUUUGAUCGCGCAAGAAAACUCCGGACUGGAUUCGGGCCUCCACCUCGGUCUCAUCGGCACACAAUUUGGGCUUAAAUAAUCGAGAGUCCCAUUAUUGUUUGCUCGCACCUUUUUGCACCGUCGUGUCUGUGUUAUCUCUCUCGAUAAUGCCAUUUAGUCGGAAUGUUACUUCCAUUGUAAUUGCCAUUUAUUUCCUUUAAUCGGCACGAUUUAAUCGUUGUACGCAGAGUAGCGUGGGCAGAAGUUGAUUAACCCAACCGUACGUGCAAUCGGCCCCACGUAUAUAACGCGGCUCGAUACUGUACUGUGAUACUGCAGGAGGAGGAGGGGGGGUGAAUGUACGGUGGAGCGGUAUAUAUACGUGGAGUGGUUAUAUGUACGCCGCUUCUGUCUCGUAGCGUGGGUUGAGGUGCGGUUAAAAAGCCUUCCUUUGUUGUCCGAGUGCAUGGUGUAUUUACAGUGUCACACCGCUGAGCUAGCCCUGGCAAAACGAUGCCCCCGCUGCCAGUUGACAGAGGGGAGUCUACCAUGGCGGAGGCGGUGGAGGAUGGGUUUCGCCUGAAGAACGUCCAAAUGAUGCCCGAGCUGCUGGGAGAGCUGUGCGAGCUCCGUCAGACGGGCUCCUUCUGCGACGUCGUCGUGGAAGUGCAGAGCCGGCGCUACCUGGCCCACAAGGCCGUGCUGAGCAGCACCUGCAGAUACUUCCGGACCGUUCUCUUCAAUGCGCCCUGUAGCAGCCUGGGUCCAUUCGUGUUGGACUUUGUGGGGGUGGUGGCCUUUGAGAAGGUCCUGGACUUCCUGUACCGCGGGGACGUGUUGGUCGGCCGGGGCGACGUGCGCGAACUCUAUAGUGCGGCGCAGAACCUAGGCCUCGAGUCGCUCGAGCUGAUCAUCCAGCCCAUCCUGGAAACGCUCGACGAUGUGGAUGAGAUCGCAAAUGGUACCAGCGCCUCCUUCGAUGAUGAUGUGCAACGGGAGCAAUACACUGCAGACGUCAGGGAGCUGGUUCAGCUGAAAAAGAGAACCGAGAGUGCAAACCUCAAAGACAGGAAAGCGCGGGCGAGCUGUGAGAUAAAAACUGAGCGUGUUAACAAUACGCAAUGUCUCCAGGAGCGAUAUGCAGGUCACGAGUCGGCCAUGGAGGGCUGCGGAAAUGAGAAGGACAUCUUUCCCACCCUGGGUCCGAGAUAUUCGAGUGGUUCCGAUGACAGCCAGGGUAGGUGUAGGAGAAACUCUGAGCAGCAGUCCAUUAUCGGAUUUCACAAUGGGAGCUCCGGAGAUCAGGUCAGAAUUGACGGAAUCCCGCGCGGGUCCACGGAGGACGAAAAUGGACAGCUGCCCCUCCCCAUGAUAGAGGUUAAACAAGAGAUGGAUGACGAGAGUAAUAUGUGUUCCUACGACACUGCCGACAUUGUUGGUAGCCAAGGGAUGCACGUGAAAGAAGACAAGAUUGAGAUUUUGCAGAAUGAGCAAGAUUAUAACGUUAUCGGAGUGGAAGGAAAGUACAUGCCAACGGCGUUAAUGACGGCCUCGGGCUUGCAAAACGAAACGCCUGAGGAAGGAUCAGUUGUUGACUCUCCAAAGGCGUACGGGUACGUGCAGUGCCAGAUCUGCGGGGAGACCCUGGAGGAGAACAUGUCCUCCCUGCGUGAGCAUGCAACGAUGCAUGUCGAUCGCGAGACUCUCGAGUGCAGGGUGUGCAGGCGCAAGUUCAGCCUCUUCAACAGGGCCGUGGAGCAUAUCCUGUCCCACGCCGGCAUCACGGUCCUCUCCUGCAAUGACUGCGGUAAGAAGCUGCUUUCUCCCGCGCGGCUCAGCCUGCACUACAAGAACUGCAAGAUGCGUAAAUCGUACGCCGGUCGGCAGAACGCCUGGCAGCGCCGGCAGCCUCCGCAGCCCCCGCAGCAGACGUCCGACGGGAUGGCGGACACCUCGGACGAUGGUUACGGCUCCAUGCCGUGCCAGGUGUGCGGCAUGGCCGUGCCCAAGAAGAUGGCGGUGGUGCGGAGGCACGCGCGGCUGCACGUGGACAUGGAGAAGCUGGUGUGCAAGGUGUGCGGCCUGCAGACGACGUCGAGCGGAAACCUCGUGAAGCACACGCUGCUGCACAUCGGCGUGUUCAUCCAUGAGUGCAGCGUGUGUGGCAAGGGCUUCCCUUUCCAGAGCCUGCUACAGCAGCACCAGCGGCGCAUGUGCAUGGUGCAGGAGGCGGUGUCUACGCCGGACGCGCCGGGGCCGGAAUCCGGAUCGUUUGCUGGAAACCCCCAGGUGUCGGAGGCCGUGCACUUUUACCUGCAGUCAGGAUCAUUCCAGUCGACUGCGCCGGUGGAAGGCGAAAAUAGUUUCCAGACGUAAACGCGUGUUUACGUGGCACAAACCAACGGAGGGUUUCGUGUGUCUUAGUGUUUCUUAUGCGUGUAAUUUUUUUUAUUUUUUUGAAAUGUUCAUUAAAUAAAAUAAGCUGUUAAUUAUUUUGAUGAUGCUUAUAGGUAUCGUUUUCAUAUUUUGACAUUUUUGAACUCUUAAUCUCGCAUAAGUGCUUUUGUGCAGCGUAUGUAUUGCGUGCGUUACAAACGCUGUUGCAUAUUACAUUUGCAGACACCUCGUCAAUGGACCAAUUCACAUACAGCCCAUGUCUAUGAUAACUGCAUAAGUAAGUUAUAUUUUCCCUUUGUCCCUUUUUUUCCCAAUCCUUUUUAUUUAUUAUUUUUAACAUUCUGCAUUCCAAUAAUUCCACGUUCAUCAAUUAAAUUAUGUUGUGCGUAUAAACCUUUACAUAAAAUCCAUCGCGUUGAAAAGUAAGGAUUGUACAGCUGAAACAUUCUGACAAUUGUGCCAAACUAUAGACACGUGUCAACAUUUGAGAGCUUGUGCAUGUUUGUAAUAUGCUGUAUUUGUGCUUUGCUGGUGUUGCAGGAUUAUUUUUUUAAAAAACACAGCAUUGUCUACCUUUAUAAUAACAUUGGACUUUCACGUAGGGACUUUUUUACACGUUGCAUUCGUAUAUUUCUUUAUUCCUUUUUUGGUGUAUUCACGAAAUGCAAUGAUCAGGUCUCAAGGGUAUACUGGCCUCUUAACCUGAAAAAAAAAACUCUUGGUCCCCAUAUCGGUAGGUCUGGAUUGCAACUGUCCACAAUGGUCCAUAUGUCAUUGGGCAGAUGUCGUCACUGACUGUUGGUUAUUUCAACUUGGGUGUAAUGGGCUCCCUGGGCUUUUGGUCGCAAACUAAUGCUCAUCGGCGAGGAGCCUUGAAGCUGUUACGACGAACCUCCCGAAUACAUGUCCCUUUUGCCAUGGUUUCUGCAUGGUAAAAAUUAUUAUUCAGACGUGCUAAAUUAUUAUUUUUUGGUUAUUGCCUCUCGUUUAAAAAUAAUUGGUGUCUUGCAAGAUGAUUACAGGGGUACAGAUACAGUGGACUAAACUAUUAGGCAAAAUCCCUGCUCAGCAGAGCUUCCUGCGCCUGUAACCUCUGGGAGUCUUUAGUUCUAAUUCUGCAGAAAUAAAUUUUUGGAAGUCACUCCAUUAUCAACUGGUGGCUUUCAGAUCAUGUGUGCUGUGAAUAAUGUCCUCCAUGAAAAUGUCCUCCGUAUGCUUUGUUUUUUUCCGAAGUGUGAUGUUAUUUUUGGCUAUAUAUCCUUCGUGGUUUUCCCAUUUGCAAGUACCUCGUGGUUAGUGUUGGUGAAUCAUGUCACCAGUUAAUAAAUACAGUUUUCUUAAAGGCCUAUGGCCAAAUCUCUCGGAAAUUCCACAAAUCUGGGAAGCUAAUCAUCCCUGAUUCUUUGAUGGGUGGCCACAUGCACAAUGGGUUAUUGACUGGGGCGACAUAGCAAGCAGCAGAGGGUUGUGCAACAACAGCCAAUGCUGUGCUGUACUGCUAUGCUCCCGAGUCUAUAAUCCCUUGCCUUCAUUAACCCACACCGACCAGUACAGUGGGAUUCUGGUAAAAUAUCCUCCAUGACAUUGACGGAUAUAGGGAGGCCCUCCUUCAGCAGUAUAUUGGGAAAAAAGGGCUGUACAUGUAUGUUAUCAGAUGUAACGGAACUAGCAACACAAGUAAAACUUUUUGUCGUUUCUACAUAAAAGGCGUGUUGACAAAUGCGCUGACGUUCGAUGAACACUUUUCACAGAACCCCGUCAGUUUUCACUAAAACGAAAGACGUGUUGCUUUGUUUAUUUCCUUUGUGCUCUAUACCCUUGAAGGGCCACUUACCGAACACUGUUGGAUGGUUUUGUCGUCCUGUCUUGCUGUCGUUGAUGAAAAGUGGUUCACUGGUUUUUCUCCAUUACUCAAUGGGCACUGUUUGGUGUGAAUUGACAUGGACUGCAUGUUUGCUACGGGCAGCCUCUGUACCCUGACCCCUUUUGCAACUUGAAAAAGUUUUGCAACUGCUGAAAACAACCAAAAAAGGUGUUUGUAAUUUCAAUAACUUACGCAGCUGAGCAACUCCUUAAAGCUGUUAUCUUGUAUAUUCCAACCAGGGAACAUUUACUUCAUCUUCAUUAACUUACUAUAUAACAUGGACAUUUUUUGAGUAUUCGUCCAAUGUAAAAAAAUGGUGCACAAUUUCUGUUAUGUUUUAUAUUCAAAACAUGGUUAUAUAAUUCUAUGGCAAAAUAAUUCUGCAACAAGCUUUUAACAAAUCUGGGCUUAGGUGAUGGCGAUUGGGUUAAAGUUUGCAUUGUCAUGUUUCGAAUUGAAGUCUUGUUAAUUAUUUUGUAACAAACGUGUAAAAAAUGUAUAUGUAGGCGAUUUUUGUAACACUCCUAUAAUUAUGUUGAAUCUCACAUCCUUUGGUAAUGGUCCCGGUUUCAACAAUUGACAUUCUGCCAAUUGUGCUCUAUACUUGCCAGUUAUCUUUACCUUUUUGUUCUACGAAAAUUUCGUAUGGUAUUCCAUUCGCUAAACCAUCCACUUUUACAGCUUUUUUUUUCAUUAAAACUGUUUCUUUUCUUUGACUGCAACAUGAACUAACAGUGUAACAUUUGAGAGCAUUGGAUUUUUACUCAAAUGCGUAGGGUGAAAUGUACCUUUGGUGUGCAGUGGUUAAACAGGAAGUGAAGGUAGCUCGUAUUUUAAGAAAUGCAUUUAUGAAUGCAUAAGUCAUUACAAGUGCAUAAAACUGAGGCUCUUUUGGGAUGGAUGGAUGGAUGAAGUCUUCACAAAUGGACUGGCACUUUCCAUGGCUUAUUUAUUCCCUUGUGACUGAUUGGGUAGCAUAUGUCUUAUACACCUAUAUCCUACCCCCAGUUUUCCAAUGCAAGUAAUGGCUGUGUUGCAUGCAUAUAUACAUGCACAUAUAUGUAGCGAUACAAAUGUGCUAACACGGUUCUUGAAAUUGAGACUCAAAACUAUUGCAGCGGAACAGAUGUCCUUUAAUCCACGCAAUUGGCCCAUCUCGGCAGACAGCGCUCAGUGUCUUCAUUGCAGAAGCUAAGGGGUUGCCCUCUGCUCUAGCGGCAAGUGGAUGUUCUACCACUGGGACGUGUUGCAACGAAACGGCCCCAGCAGAGGGCUCUGUGUGACAGCCCAAGCAUACUGAUGAUAUCUGUCAUGCCGACGAAAACUUGCAGUGUGCUCGUUUGCUUAAAACGUUGACAUGAGAGAAUGUUUCAUAUAUGGUGUAUAUUAGCCUUGUUAAAUAAAUAAUUGCAGAGUUCAGUGCCCACCUUCCUUGUAAGCUCACCCAAGCUAUUAUUGAAAGGAUAUAAAUAAAUAGAAACGCUUGGGUGAACGACUUUUAAACCACUAAACACUUUUGUCAGAGAUAAAAUAUUGCGUCUUUUUUAGGCACGUUCUGUUCGAAGGAUGAUAAAUGUGCAAGUUUGCAUUAUCGCCUUUUAAUCUGUUAACAAUUAUGACAUGUCAUUGCAUACUCUAAGGAUAAAGGCAAGGUGGGGGCUUGUGACCAGUAGGAGGCUGAUAUAUCUGAAAAUGUUAUGUUGAUAAUGGAAAUAUUUUCAGUGUGUAACUUCAUUUUUAGUUGUGAAUAGUAAAAACUUUGUUUUGGUUAUUUUUAACGCACCAGACCAUACUUUUAAAAAUAACAACCUCAAGUAGAUAAAUGAACAUAUGAAAAAACUUCAAUAAAUAUAUUAAAACAGUC